AUGGGGGGCAAACAGGCUUUAAAGCGCAACAACCACCUGGCCGCAGCUCAGCGGAGCCAGAGCGACCGCGGCCGCUCCGUGCUGCCGCCCGGUGGUCAACUGCCGGCGCUGCAGGGCUACAGCCGCGUGUGCCGUCGCGUCCGCGCUCAGUGCUGCCACCGUGUGUUUCGUUACCGGCACUGCACAGCGGUGCGCGCCGUCCCCCAACUUUCUGUCCACCCAGCUCCUAGGGAGGAGGUUGCCUACGUGACCUGUACCUACAGGGAGACAUGCAACGACCAGCCUGACUUCCUGGCCACCGUUGACCUCAACCCCAGGUCUCCAACCUAUGGCCAGGUGAUCCACCGCCUGCCCAUGCCCAACCUCAAAGACGAGCUGCACUGCGCGGGCUGGAGCGCUGCCUGCAGCUGCUUUGACAGUGCCGCAGCGAAAAGGACCAAGCUGAUCCUCCCCUCUCUGAUCUCCUCCCGCAUUUAUGUGGUGGAUGUGGGGUCACAGUGCCGGGCUCCCAAGCUCUGCAAGACAAUUGAGCCAGUGGAUGUCUUCUGGAAGUGCAACAAAGGAUACCUGGCUGUGGUCCACAGCCUGCCCAACGGGGACGUCCUGAUUGCCAACACAGGGGAUGCAGCUGGCCACGGGAAGGGUGGAUUCGUCGUGCUGGAUGGAGAGACCUUUGAGCUGAAGGGCAACUGGGAAAAUGAGUGCGAGGCUCCCCCAACUGGCUACGACUUCUGGUACCAGCCACGCCACAACGUGCUGAUCAGCUCGGCCGGGAUGGUCCCGAGACGAGCAGGACGUGGGUUCAAUCCUGAUGACCUGAAGAAAGGGGUCUAUGGGCGCCGCCUGAACGUGUGGAACCUGUCCUGCCGCAGCCUGACCCAGUGCUUUGACCUGGGGGAGGACUCCCUGCCCCUGAGUGUCAAAUUCCUGCACAACCCUGAGGCUGCCGAGGGCUACGUCGCCUGUGCCCUCAGCGGCAUCAUCUACCGCUUCUACAAGUGCGAGAGGGAAAACUGGGCGGUGGAGGAGGUGAUCCGGAUCCCAGCCAAGGACGUGACAGGAUGGAUUAUGCCCAAGAUGCCAGCCUUCACCACUGACCUCAUCAUCUCCCUGGAUGACAAGUUCCUGUAUCUCUGCAACUGGCUGCACGGAGACAUCCGCCAGUACGAGCUCUCCAAGCACUGCAAGCCCCGGCUGGUGGGACAGGUCUUUGUAGGAGGCAGCAUCCUCAGAGGAGGACCUGUGACUGUGUGCAGAGAUGAGGAGCUGAAGUGCCAGCCUGAGCCCUUGGUGGUCAAGUGCAAGAGGAUCUAUGGUGGCCCCAGCAAAAUGCAGCUCAGCCUGGAUGGCAAGAGGCUGUACGUCACCAACUCCUUCUACAGCACAUGGGACAAGCAGUUCUACCCCAACCUGGUCAGGGAAGGCUCUGUCAUGCUGCAGAUCGAUGUGGACACGGAGAAGGGAGGCCUGAGCGUCAACAAGAACUUCCUGGUGGAUUUUGGCAAGGAGCCCAAUGGGCCUUGCCUUGCCCAUGACAUUCGCUUCCCCUCUGGAGAUUCCACCUCUGAGACCUUGGCCUAGACACCACCUGAGACGCUCCCUGCUUCUCCCUCUCCUGUAGUGCAGCCAUUAGGGAAGAGUGUGGCUUAGUUGGCUUUGGGGUCCCUCUCACUUGCUGGAGUCUCAGUUUCUGCUACCAUGAGCUGGAGAAGCUCUGGGGGAGGGCUUGGUGCAGCAGACCAGUGAGCGGCGACACGCAGCCUGUUCCCAGGCUUGUUCUCAGUGCAAAGCCAUCCCUGGGCCUGAUGCUCACAGCAGGGCCCAGGGCAGGUGUCAGGCUCAGAGCUGUGCAGG
Molecule: messenger RNA, 1854 nt
Organism: Dryobates pubescens (Downy woodpecker)
Lineage: Eukaryota; Metazoa; Chordata; Aves; Piciformes; Picidae
Product: methanethiol oxidase
Exons: 12
Coding region: 1-1581 (526 amino acids)
Molecular function (GO): selenium binding
Source: RefSeq, a predicted model, not a curated record